Messenger RNA from Haliotis rubra (blacklip abalone), 1464 nucleotides. RefSeq names its product deoxycytidylate deaminase-like. Lineage: Eukaryota; Metazoa; Mollusca; Gastropoda; Lepetellida; Haliotidae. Gene Ontology annotation, cellular component: cytoplasm. The record is from RefSeq and is a predicted model, not a curated record. Gene Ontology annotation, molecular function: dCMP deaminase activity; zinc ion binding. Gene Ontology annotation, biological process: dUMP biosynthetic process; dTMP biosynthetic process. The transcript has 6 exons. The coding region runs from base 85 to 687 and encodes 200 amino acids.
AAAACACGUCAUCCAACUUUCCCGCAAAAAUUUGAGAGCAACAUAGUGCGAGAGACCAACUUUUUGAAAAGUUGAAAACGUGCAAUGGACCAAGCAACUACGCAGCCGAACGGGGUGGUGGCUGGCAGUCAGAAGAGGGAGGGCUAUCUGGAGUGGCCAGAGUACUUCAUGGCUAUUGCAUUCCUCUCUGCUCAGAGGAGCAAGGAUCCCAGAACACAGGUCGGAGCAUGCAUUGUGAACAAGGAGAAGAAGAUAGUUGGGAUUGGCUACAACGGGAUGCCCAACGGCUGCAGUGACGACCGGAUGCCGUGGGGGCGGGAUGCAGAGAAUGUGCUCCAGACCAAACAUUUAUAUGUAUGCCAUGCUGAACUGAAUGCUGUGUUAAACAAGAAUUCUGCGGAUGUGAAAGACUGUACAAUAUACGUGGCUCUGUUUCCGUGCAACGAAUGUGCCAAGGUGGUCAUCCAGUCGGGCAUCAAGGAAGUGGUCUACUAUUCCGACAAGUAUCACAACAAACCAGAGUUCAUAGCAUCCAAGACGCUUCUGGACUUAGCUGGAAUUACUUACAGACAGUAUCGGCCCACCAGAAAGCAGAUUGUGAUUGACUUCAGCUCCAUUGAAGCUUUGAACAACAAUGUCGAAGAAGAUCUGAAGAAGAUCAAUCUGGAUGAGUCUGGAACUCAGUAAAUGUUUGGAGUGGAUGACGCCAGUUUGACGGCAAAGAUGAUGAUGACCUUGUGUAAUCCUGACUGACUGAGUGUGAUGUGUGUGGUGUGAUGUAAAGGGUGUGCUGGUAUUUUCAUUAUUCCAGCACUAUCACAUCUUGGUGUGUACACAUAGGGAAUUGAACCCUGAGGUACAACAUCUUUAACUUCAACUCUGCAGUCUCCUAUAGAGGAAUAUUGUUUUAAUGAACCUGGACAUGACAUGUUAUUGGUUUAUAAGAACUGUCUAAAAACUUCAUCUCUCUACUAUAUCAUGCAGUAUGUUAUCACGCAAUUUUCAUGCCUGUGAAGAUCCAGGUUAGAAUUGGCAACCCAUGCUGACGUGUGUCAUUGUAUACCAAUUGCGGAGGUCGAUGCUCAUGAUUUUGAUCAGUGGAUUGCCAGGCCCAGACUCCUUAUUUACAGACCGUUGCCAUAUAGCUGGAAUAUUGCUGAGUACGGUGUUAAGCAACAAACAAAACAAAAUACAUCAUUCUCAUGCUAGUUAUGAAUUCUUUAGUAUUUCAUUUCUCAGCAGAUAUAUGGUCCUUAUUUUACAACUCAGAGACACAAACACCAUAAGCUUCUCCUACAAACUGGACAGACUGUGUCAGCUACCAUUAACUAACGCCUUGUGCCAGUCUGUGUGGUAUGGUCACAGCUUAUCAUUGCUUAUUGUCCCAGGUUUCAUGGGGUUGGGGAUCUGUGUGAGUAACGGAUGACAGAUAUCAUGGGCAAAUGUUGACAGUCCCUUUAGUUG